Molecule: messenger RNA, 1155 nt
Organism: Cladocopium goreaui
Lineage: Eukaryota; Dinophyceae; Suessiales; Symbiodiniaceae
Source: the annotation of a GenBank genome assembly
GUGACAAUUCAACAUGCACCUUCUGUUGCAGCCAUGGGCGCGUGGUUCAGCCGCAAUGACCGCCGCUCACGGCGGCUGUUGAUGAUUGGCCCAGCGUAUGCGGGGAAAACGACCCUACUGUAUCACUUCAAGCUGGGUGAACAUGUGCAGGCCAUACCAACAGUUGGUUACAACGUGGAGGCGGUGAGAUUUCAGAACACCACCUUCACUGUCUUCGACAUUGCCGGGAAAGACCGCAUUAUGAGGCUGGGCAACAUCUAUGCUGAUCGAUCUGCUGAUGGUCUCAUUUUUGUGGUCGACAGCUCGACGAGCUCUCAAGAGGCCACUGAGCAACUGCAUCGUGGCAUCCUUCAGUGGAACACCAAGAAAGUGCUGCUGAUUUUGGCCAACAAACAGGAUCUUGAAGGUGCCAUGGACGUGGAUCAGCUCUCCUUAGCUCUGAAACUCUCGGAGUUACCAGGUGAUUGGACAUACCACGUGCAGAAGACCAGCGGGCUCACCGGCCAAGGCUUCCACGAAGUUGCACCGCCACCCCUGCUGAUGCAACACCUGGUUCAACUUGGAGAAGCGCUGGCCAAAUUUGCCAAAGUGGCAAAGUUCAAAGCGGAUUGGUCCAUGAGCCAUGGCCCCUUCGCCAAUGGAAGCACUCAUUGCCAUCAUAGUUCUGCCAGGUCAUACUGGGUAUCCACUGCCAAGAUUUGGUCUUCGAGGCUCUUCACGCAUCGUUCUUUGGCACCAUUGAUUUUCUUCCUGGCUGGAUCAUCCUGUGGAUCCGGGCUUUUGCAGCGCGGCGCAGGUGUUCCAACUACGAGGGUUGUGUCCAUAUCUGCGACGUCCUUCCCAACCUUUGGAUCGAGGUUGCCGCUGUCUCGACAUUGCAUCCCCUGGGCUGACUGCUUGAGACGCUCCAGCUUGUCCACGAAGGCUGCUGGUUGUCAAUCAAAUCGAAUCGCAGAGUCCAUCAUGGCGCAAGCCCAGGGUUGGGGUUGCACCUUCUCGUUGCAUCUGAUGCCUUUGUGGCCUCAGGAACUUCCCAGUCCUUGCGACCCUUUUUUCUGAGCCUCUGCUUCACCCUCUCGUUGACCCGGUCCACUUCUUCCUGAACAAGUUGGCGAGGAGCUGGGAGCCAGACAUUUCGCCCAAGCCGGCGGAAAA